AUGUCAAAGUACGCGUCAUUGAGUUAUUGAGCAUUAACCAGCAAUUAAUGGAUUUUUAGGCAGUUAGAUCUAUUAAUCCGAACAGAAAGAAAGCGAUAUUUCAAUCAUAUUUUCUUAAACUUGAUUCUGUACCUCAUUAAUAUUAAAAGCUUCCGAAGAUACAACGAACUUAUCAUCCUUUGACAUAUUUCAUAAGCAACUUGUAUAUUAAUAGUUUAAAAAUGUAAGAUAACCUUCGAACGAAUUUUAUGAUAAUUUAUACCUUAAAAUAUCAUUUCAUUACAUCAUGUAGUGAUGUAUCAAAUUCAAAUGAAAUAAUUAUUAAUUUAAAUUCAGUAAUUAUAUAAUAAAUGUUCAAUUUAGUUAUCAAAGUGACCAAUCUACUAUUAUUAGACAUAGUAGUUUUCCUUUGAAUAAUAAAGAUAUGUUUAAAGAACUCUUUUAGCACAAAAGUCAACAUGGUGCGUGUAAUCACAGUACAUAAUUUUGUGGGACAAAACAUCACUCAAAUUGAAGAGCCAACAGCAAGCUGUAUAGCAAAUGCAUCUGGGCAUGAAAUGCUCCUUCUGGCAUUGUCAACUCAUUGCGUUGAAGUCUGGGAAUUGAUGAUGUCUGAUAUUAAACUACAUACUGUUUUUCCAACAGUAGAUAUGAUUAAUCAAAUGGUGCACUGCACCAAAGAAGAUUAUGUUGUAACAUUAGAAUCAAAAUUAUCCAGAGAUGCAAGCAUCAAUAAUCAUACAGGGAAAACAAUUAAUAAUUUUGUUAGAAUCUAUGUUAAUUGGGCUAUGGUGAAAGAUCAAAGUCAACCUAUGCGUGCUAGAAUAGCGGGACGUGUUACUCCAAGUUUAAAUCGACCAUUGAAUAGCUUGGAAAUGAUAGAAUUGCCAUUAAGUGUACAACCUACACUGAUUGCAUGCUGCCAAAGUACUGGAAAUCUCCUGGUGGCUUCAGGAAACAGUGCUAUUCUACAUGAAUUUAAAAUUGAAACACAGCAAGUAUCAAAAAUGAAGUUUAUAGAUUUUGAAGCAAGACCAUGGUCUUUAGGCUUCUCAUUCUCUCCUAUGCAUAUGGAAAUUGUUGAAGACUUCAUAUCAAUUAUGGAUAAGACAAAUUUAUGUGUCUUUCGGUUGACUAAUUCAAUGUAUGAGGAUAUUGAUCAAUUGAGUUCUCUCACUUCUACAAACUCUUCGUCUAUUGAUAAAACGUCUAUAUCUACUGAUUCUUCUUUUGUGGAAAAUAGCAAUACGGUUAAUCAAGAUGAUAAUACAAUAUUGCAAGGAAUAAAUUCAAAACGUAAAAGUUCUAGUCAAGACCUUCAUUUCAUUGUGUCAGAAAACAAUGAUUCUAGUGGAAUAAGUACAAAAUUUAAAAGUAGAAAACAUAAAAGUUCUAAAACAAGUAUAUGGAAUAAACUGGAGACUGGAGAUUUUAGGAAAAUAAAAUCAAAUAGUAAUGAUACUGUUAUAAAUUUGGAUCAUUUAUUGUAUAAUGAAAGAGAUGAAUUACAAAAAUUAAUUGAUCAAGAGAUUGUCGAUGGAAACUCACAGUCUUUAACUAUAAAUUUGCCAUCUAUAAGUUUAGAACGUGCAGGACCUGGACACACCUUGAGUCCUUUCAUAUUAAAUCCAUCAGACAUAAGAAUUAUAAUUAAAACAAAUUCUCCUGAUUUAGGAUGGUCAGAAAACUAUACAAUAAAAAAUUUACUGUCUCUUAAAAUAAUGGCAGCUAACAAUAAACUUGAUGGAAGUUCUGAAUUGUUCAGUUGCUCUUUAUUGAAACCAUUAUAUAUGAGGAAAGAGUGUAAUAAUUCUUGUUUAAAAAGAUCAAUCCUUAGAUCAGAUAAAUACAUAUAUUUGCAGGGUGUAAGUUGCUUUUUAUGCACACUGCAAGAAGGAUAUCUUUAUCACUUCUCUGCAACUAGUUCAAAUCCUACAGAUGCAACUUGUUUAACUAGUUAUCCAUUUACGGCACCUGUUAAUCAUGUAGCUUUGGAACAUACUGCUUUGCAUGCACUUACUGAAGCUGGUCUUGAAUCAUACACAUUACGUUUAUCUCACCAUGUUGCCAGAAUGUCAAAUGAUAUAGAAAACUUGAGAGUUACAUGUCCUAGUAUCUCUGAACCUGUUUGCUUAAUAGGAUUAAGACCUUUCCUAGGAAUACAACAAUUAUUACAUAGCAAAAAUUAUCUUAUUCUCUUAGCCAAAGCUGAAAAUUCUUGGACUUUGUAUUCCUUAAUUUUACCUAAAUUGGAAAAUUUGUAUUAUGAUAUUUUAAAUGCAGCAAGGAAUCAUAAAUCUUCUAGUCCAAACACAUACCGGCAUUUGUUAGGAGAGGCUCAUGCUUUGAUACGCUUAGCUAAAGAUGCUGUGUAUAACUGCUCAGACAUUAAUGAAUUUGACGAUAUCGCAAAUAAAAAUGGAUUGAAAUUGAAGAAUUUAUAUAAUCAAUCAUGUGCACUGCUUGGAGAUUAUUAUAUUCGUUCUGAAUAUGAGUCAGACUGGGAUUUUUGUAUACCCUAUUAUAAAAUGUCGGGUUUAAAACCUUCAGAAGUUUUAUCUAGAAAAUCAAGUCAAGAUGCACCGGGUCUCGUUACAUUUUUAACUGAUACACUUUUUACUAUGAAAAGUGGUUCAGAAGCUGAUGCCUUGUUCCAAGGAUUUAAUAUCGUAGAAAUAAUAUGUAAAUUAAAAAAGCCGGAUUUAUUGAUAUUGAUCUUCAGUAGUCCCGUAUUACGAGAAUAUACUACAGAAAAGUUAAUACAUCUUUUGUUAUUGUAUGAAACAGACGAAUUAAUUAAAUUAGCUUUGGCACUUUUAUAUAUACAAGCUGAGAAACAAGAGCAAGCAGAAAAAAUACUUGAACCAGUCUCAGCGUUAUGUAUUAAAAAAAUAGUGUUUCUAGAAUAUUUGCCAUCGAGAGUAGGACGAGAUGGACAUAAUGCAGCAAUGACAUUACAAGUAUUUCUUGAAAAAUAUCUUCACAACUACUUCAGUACAAAAUUGAUUAUAGAUUCAUCUGUUAUAAGUAAAAAUCAAAUACGCACGGAUUUCGCUUUGGUUGAAGCGUUUAAGCUAUUAGUGCGAUCGUACUUAGGCAAAUUAACUCAAACGAAAGUGUACAAAAUAGAAAAUAAAGAAACUAUACAAGAAAAUUAUGAUAACUUCAUAUUUAUGAAGUUUAGACCCCAUUAUCUAAACGGGAUGCCGCCAUAUGCAAAAGAUUAUCAAAAAGUUCUGAAUGUAUGCGAUUUAAAAGAUUUAGCCGAUAUCGAUAAGACUGACACUGAAAAAACUAUACCAAUGGAAUUGUUUAAAUUACAAUCUGUAUUAUCUUGUGAUUUUAUACCAAAUGAAUGCUUAUUUGAAGUUAAGCAAUUUCUUGAAACGCAAGAAAUUGAUGGCAGUUUAUCUUUAAAAACGUUGUGCACUCAAAAUAUCGAGGAAGCAACAGCACUUUUAAUGGAUAAUUGUUCUCAAGCUGUUGUGCAAUAUGCAAAGGAUAUGUAUACUAAAGAUUCUGAAUGGAAGUAUUUAAUUGAACUAACACAAAGUAAAAUUGCUACAUCAAACUCUCGACAAGAACUACAAUGUUUAUACACUCAAAUUAUGAAAGCAAUUUUGAAUUAUUUACCACAUACGUUAUCUUUAAAAAGUCUACAUCGUGUUCUUCCAAAAGAUGAUGUAAUAACAUUUCAGAAAUGCAGUGAAAUGUGUAAUCAAAUUAUGCACGCUGAACAUGUUAAAUCUUUAAUAAUAGAAACUGGACAACAACUUUUAUCAACUUUAAAAUUGUGA
Molecule: messenger RNA, 3797 nt
Organism: Heterotrigona itama
Lineage: Eukaryota; Metazoa; Arthropoda; Insecta; Hymenoptera; Apidae
Source: the annotation of a GenBank genome assembly